AUGUCCCUCGAAACCCUCCGCACGAUUUCCCCCACCACGAACAAGCCGGUUGUGACGCGACCUGGCGUUUCGUCCGAGGAACUUGCGCUGCUCCCAGAAACUGCCCAGGCUGCCUUUCAAUCCUUCUCCAAGAAUACUACACUAGCCCAGCGUCAAGAAAUCGUCGCCCGAGCCCUCGGCAUCCUCGCCCAGAAGAAAGAUGCCUUGGGACGAGAGCUGACCGAGCAGAUGGGCCGGCCAACGUCAUACACCGGGGUGGAGAUCGCCACAGCAGUCAAGCGAGGAGAGUUUUUGAACCGUGCUAGUAACGCGGUGCUGGGCGAAGAAGGCACUGUGGACGGUGAAGCCGAAAAAGGGUUCAAGCGCUACAUCCAGAGGAAACCCGUUGGAGCUGUCUUGAUUAUAUUUGCAUGGAAUUAUCCUUACCUGGUCCUUGUCAACAGUUUGAUUCCAGCCAUCCUUGCCGGAAACGCCGUUAUUCUGAAACCGUCGCCCCAGACCCCUACAGUCGCGGAACAGAUUGCCCUGGCUUUCACGGAGGCGGGGCUUCCCAAAAACGUCAUUCAGUAUUUCCACUGCGGAUCUCUCGUGCAGUUGCAAACCCUUAUCAAAUCACCCCAAAUCAACCAUAUCUGCUUUACAGGUUCCGUGGCAGGAGGAUUGGCAGUUCAACAGGCUGCGUCUGAUCGGGUUGUGAAUGUUGGCCUCGAGCUUGGAGGCAAGGAUCCGGCGUAUGUCCGGGGUGAUGUCGAUGCUGCCUGGGCCGCCGAGGAGAUCGUCGACGGAGCAAUCUUCAACAGUGGCCAGAGCUGCUGUGCUAUUGAGCGAGUCUACGUACACGAGAGCAUCCACGAUGCAUUUGUUGCAGAAGUCAAGAAAGUCUUGAGCAAAUAUCGAGUCGGAGAUCCUUUCAAAGCCGAGACACAAAUUGGCCCGGUUAUUUCGAAACGAUCCAAAGAGACCUUUGAGGCGCACGUUGCAGAUGCUCUGUCCAAGGGCGCCAAGGACGAAACCCCGGAAAACGAGUCGUUCAAAACCUUUCCUCGAGAUGGAAACUUUGUCAAGCCGACUUUGUUGACUGGGGUCACCCAUGACAUGGACGUCAUGAAAGAUGAGACGUUUGGACCUGUCAUCCCUGUGAUGAAGGUCAAGGGGGACAUCGAGGCUAUCAAGUUGAUGAAUGACAGCGAGUUCGGUCUCACGGCCAGUGUAUGGACCAAGGACAUUGCAGCAGCCGAGAAGAUUAUUGAGGAGGUCGAGGCUGGCACAGUGUUCAUUAACCGGGCUGAUUACCCAAGCCCAGACCUUGCCUGGACUGGCUGGAAGAACUCAGGCCGCGGAGUCACGCUGAGCAAGUUUGGAUUCGACCAAUUCGUGAAACUUAAGAGCUACCACAUCAAGGACUAUCCGAAAUAG
This is a messenger RNA of Talaromyces rugulosus, 1416 nucleotides long. RefSeq lists its product as uncharacterized. NCBI's taxonomy places the organism in Eukaryota, Fungi, Ascomycota, Eurotiomycetes, Eurotiales, Trichocomaceae. The record is from RefSeq and is a predicted model, not a curated record. Bases 1 to 1416 code for a protein of 471 amino acids. The transcript is spliced from 3 exons. Gene Ontology annotation, molecular function: aldehyde dehydrogenase (NAD+) activity.